CACUAACCUGGAAUGAGCCUCAAAUUUAUUUUGGCUUCCCGUCUGUCAGACCACAAUACCUCACACAACGUCCAUUAUUUGACUGCAGUGGUUCUAGCAAUGCUUUGUGCUUAACCUCUCCUCUUGUAUUCUCUUCAAAUUUCUUUCAUUGCACCUGCGGAAACAGACAGUUGAGCGAAGCAGAUACCCUUCCGGCGGAAAUAUCGGACAACAACGGAGGAAUACACUCCCAGAGAAGGGAUAUCACAUCUCACUGGGGCGCACGUUCUGCAGACACUUUCUUCAGACCGACCGUUAUUAUAGCCUGCUCUUGAGAAGUGGCUCUUGAGUUCAACACACCUCUUUCAGUCUCUACAUUCCCCGGCGCAAACAUCCUCGACCAAAAUGCUCCGAACCACCAUAUCUGCUGCUGCACCUCGAUCAGCAAGCCGCCUUCCUUCAACUAUACGAUCGAGCACCCGUCCAUUCUACUCCCCAAUAAGAACUCCACUCCGUUCCGCCCCUCGACGAACCUUCUCCACUCCACCCGCCUCGAAAUCCUCCACCUCGUUCACAUUCUCUUCUCACGGAAGACCAACUCUACACAACUCGACCAUCCUUCGACAAUUUCAGCAAUCCUUCCGAAACUUCCAUAAGACUCGUCCACGGCUCAAUGGCGCAGCUCCCGCGAGUGAGGAACCCACUACUCUAGGCGGACGAUUGAAAAAAUUGAGUAGGGAAUAUGGAUGGUCUGCUGUAGGGGUGUAUUUUGCGUUGAGUGCGCUGGACUUUCCAUUUUGUUAUUUGUUGGUGAAUUCUUUGGGGACUGAGAAGAUAGGAGAAUGGGAAGAAUUUAUAGUCUCAAACGUGAAGCGCUUCAUUCCUGAGCCGGUCAAGCAAACAUGGAACGACUGGCGUGGCUCCAUGAGAAAGGCCGAGCAUGCCAUCACAGGCGAAGAGGAUGUCAAUGAACAUAUCGACAAGGUCAAUGAGCAAGUGAAAGCAGCGGAGGUACCUUCAAACGCGACUAUUGCUUCUCCCCAGACUUCAGAGACGACAUCUGACGGAGACAAAACCUCGGGUUCUGAUGUAUGGGGCGUAGAGAAAGCUAGAGAGGAACAUAAGCGCGAUGCUAGUCUGGCAACACAACUAGCAAUAGCAUACGCAAUUCACAAAUCCUUCAUCUUCGUUCGAGUUCCCCUUGCAGCAGCCGUCACACCCAAGGUUGUCCAGACCCUUCGAGGUUGGGGCUGGGAUAUUGGCAAGCGAACUACCAAGGAGGCAAAAGCGAUUAAGCGAGCGUCCAUGCCAGUGAAGCCCAAAGCAAGAUGGGCUGGCAAACCAAAGACGAAAUGAAGAAUAGAAGAGGAGGCGUGUAUAAGAUAUUGAAACGCUGUAAAUACAGUACAUAUGUAUAAUAAGGAAAGACCAUGGUUGAAGCGGUGGCAAUCUUUGUGGAUUACAAGCAUGGCGAUGGUAGACUUGGGAGCAUGAGCUGUGUAUGAUUUGAGUAAUGACCUAGAUGAGGACUGUUCUUGUAUACAGAGCGCAGAGAACUUUAGCUAAGGAGAGCUUUAGACGAACAAGAUAUUUCUCCUCUCGUUUAAGCUGAUAAUAUCAAAUCCCUU
Molecule: messenger RNA, 1607 nt
Organism: Mollisia scopiformis
Lineage: Eukaryota; Fungi; Ascomycota; Leotiomycetes; Helotiales; Mollisiaceae
Exons: 3
Coding region: 385-1335 (316 amino acids)
Cellular component (GO): mitochondrion
Source: RefSeq, a predicted model, not a curated record